Messenger RNA from Amoebophrya sp. A25, 5923 nucleotides. NCBI's taxonomy places the organism in Eukaryota, Dinophyceae, Syndiniales, Amoebophryaceae. The record is from the annotation of a GenBank genome assembly.
GCGAAAAUCUAUUCAAAGCGCUGAAAGCAAGACUUCAAUGUCUGAAUGCUAUACACCAGACAGGAUGAAACUGGACAAGAUGCUACUUCUUCCCCUCGUCAGCCUCCGUGGUGGCUCUCGGGUCGGCACUGAUUCUGACAUAUUCGACAUUUUCCUCGGUCUCGUUGAGCCUCGUGAUAUUUGACUCAAUCGCGCUGUCUUACCUAGUACUCGAAACUUCGCAUCCUUGAGAACAUUUUCGAACUUCUUUUCGUCAACGGCAUUUUUUCAACCAUUGAUUCAAAACGGACUUUGCUCAUAUUCUUCAUGUUGUCUCGUACUCGUACGCGUCUAUGUUGUCUCACGCAAAAAGACCUUCAAUCAAUAGUGAGCUAAUUGGCCAAAUGGUGCAGCCAAGGACGACUGAUUCGCUGUCUACUCGUCAUUCUCGGUGAGAUGCUCAACACGAGCGAAAAUUCCAGCAACUGAUAUACCACGUCGACGUGUUUGUGAGUGCUGUUACUCUUGUCAAGUGCUUCUAUUCCGCAAUACUAAUGUUGAUCAUCCAUGUCCACGUAACAACCAGUAGUUUUGAUGCUUGUAAUUUUGUAGAACAGGAGGUAGAGAAGGUGGAGCUCUCUAGAUCGAUGAUGAAGUUUUCUCUCGGCGAGUAGAAAGGUAUCGAAUGUGAAGACGAGCUUCAGUAACAAUAAGACGCGGCACUCAUGGCUAUUCCCAAUCGCUGAAAGCUGACACCAGCGCGAUCAUGACUCGCCAAGACGCGGGCGAGCUGUGGUCAGACGACCAGUCCCCCAAGCGCGCAGACAUGGGGAGCCGGGGCUUGAAUUGCAAGAGACGGCUAGAGCUAGAGGGAACCCUCAGUACCAUGAGUCCCGUUGCAGCUGCUCCUAGACCUUGGGAAAAUGAAGAGGAGCCGCUUCUCAACGAAGAGAAACUGCAGAACGAUAAAGGCUACACUCGACUUGUCAUGUACAACAGCGUUCUCUGCGAGUACCUAUCGAGACACGCUUUCGCUCCGUUCACUAGCUCCUCAACAUGCAGCCGUGAGCCGAAGCGGCACUGGGUCUACUAUCCCAGUCCAAAGCUGCAAUUCGUUUUUGUGGCCCUCCAAGCGGCAUUCAUGCUGUUCUUCUUUUUCUCCACACUCUUGGCGCUUGCAGCCGGAGGAAAAGACGGUACAUUAAUGUUGAAGUUUCUAGUUUUUCUAUUCCUUCGCAAUGAAUUUCAAGUUCGAUAUGGAUGUGGAAAUAUAUUCAACACCCACUCGCACUCACUACGAGGAAUAUAUUUUGAUCAUUCUUAAAAAGCACCAGGUGAUCACGAGCCGUAUUACGCGCAUGCGAUUUCCGUAGCAAUGGGCAGGUCUGCAUGUCUACUGAGAUUUAUGACCGCAAAAGCAGCUUGUCUCCUUUUCUUCUGCGCGUGGUACCGACAUCCGUUGUUUCCCGUGCGCCGCGAAAUUUCGAGUCCACCAGAAACCCCAGACCUUGCAGAUGAACACCAAGAUCAAUUACGCCGACUAGCAUUAGCUUCUGAAGACAGCGAGAAACUAGGAGAAACUCAAGCACUUGUACAACCUCAAACGGCGACGACCUACGGACACCUUUUGCAUGAAAAUAAGUUGAAUAGUAGAGGUUCUUCAUUUUUAGCGAGUUCUGGUUCUGAAGCUGACAGAGACGACUUUCUUCCUUUCGAGGACGAGUUAGAUAAGAUUGGUAGCCGGGAUGAACAAGAUGAAGAUGAAGUGGACCAAGAUCAUAAAAAUGCUAGAGUCACUGCUUCUCAACAAGGAGGACUUUACAUGGACGAAGAAACAGAACGAGGGAUCUGGCUGCAACAAGAAGAUCAAGAUGUAGUUCCAAGGACUCCUCGAGGACUCUACUCUAGUACAAGUACUGGCGCUAGAACUAAAAAUCAUCCAAAUCAACCAAAGCGGCACCACAUGGAGCAGGAGCAGAUGAAAUUAUCAUUUUUCUCUAACCUGGACACGGCAAUGCCAAUAAAAGAUUUGUGGCUGGACUUCGAGGCUCGAACAAACGAACCGCUAUUGUAUAGCUCCCGGCUCUGUCUCCCGAACCUGAUUCUUGUCCAAACGGCAUUGAUCGGAAGCAUCUGCCUCGUGCUGUCGUCCUGGGAUGUCAUUACCCCGACUUUUUUCCUCAUUUUCUACACCGUCGUCCUCGCAAUCUCAGGCUUGUUGGGAGCUGUGGACAUGUGGAGGUACUGCUAGAUAUAUUUAUUUAAGGCGCAUGAUGGAUGGCAUGGAUCGACAUGCCUGGCAUACCUUGCAUGAGUCGAAGGGGGUCACGUUAGACUUUCUUAAGGAAGCUAAACGAGCACGAAGACUGGCGGCGCGACCUAAACGGUCUUGCGCGUUGUUCUCUGCUGUUGUUCUGGAGGCUUGGUCGCGUUUGUUUGUAAUGGGUUGCUUGUUGCAUUCGUCUAGGCAACACCCGCCUACGUUAGCCACCCCCCCUCGCUCCUCAGUGCGGCUGGAGCACGCAGAGCGCCUGGAGCCUGUCCGCGCUUUCUUUCACUUCGAUUAAACGUCGGGCCUUUGGGCUUAUCUUGAGCAGUAUAUAUAGAUGCUUCAGACUUGAGAAACAAUCAUCCUCCUUGUGCGUCCGUGAUCUUCUUCGUGAUGUCUUGAAAUCCUGGUGUCAGUGUGCGUGUCUAGUAUUGCUUGAAUGCCUCUACAAGAACUGAUCCGCUUCGUACUCUUCUUCUCCAUCUUCAUCGCCAGGAGUCAUUGAGUGUAACAAUCAAUCUCAGGUUGUUUCGCAGUGCUCCAGAAGAGUUCAAGUUUGAGAAGUGCCCCUUGAUAAAGCCUGCAAGUAUCCAGGAAGCAGAAGCUCGCGAGUUUGCACUGGUCGUAAAGGUCUACGCCGCUGGUGAAUCGAAAUGUCGCUCUGCUGUGGAUUCCGUGUACGAGGUGCUGGUGAGCGGGACCAAGAACUUUCAGCACAUCAUGACGCGUCCAGAAUCACCUACUGCUUCGAUCUUCAAUUUUGGACGUGAGGACGCUGGAAGUGACGCGAUAUCGAGAAGGCAAAGCGGUAGCCAACGCCGUGCACGCUCGUCAGGUAGAAUUCACAAUACUAGCAGCACAGAUGUGAGGCCGAUUAUAGCCGCGGGGACUUCGCAGUCUGCGGCGGACGGUAGGGGUGAGGAACAGAGUCACUCAAAUGCACUAGCGAGAACACCUUCGACGGGAAGUGACUUUUCUGCGUGGAUGCAAAGUUCCCUCAUCUGGAGAUUAUUUUUUCCUGUUCAAGACGAUCAAGUGGCAACCCAAGCAGAAGCGGAAGAUGAGGGACUGCGAUACAGGCAUAAAAGAGCAUCACUCACGGGGAGAGCGAGUAUGAGGAGCAACCAUGUCGAAAGUCUUCUUUCUGAGGGAGAUCCCAUCGGUACUUGCUCUGGCGAGGGCAAACCUAUUCUCUGGGAGAUCGAGUACUCCUCGGGUGGUGACUCCGAAGCCUAUUAUAAUCAAGAGAACAAGAACCCUUCAUCUUCAAUUUAUAGAAGCUGCCAAUCUCAAAACCAGGAAACAAAAUCUGAUACGAAACCAGACCCAUCAACAUUCGUAGAUGGAGAGACGGCUGAUGCAUCUCAAGAGACGCAUAGAGGUCAACAAGAAGCGCAAAUCGACGACGGUCUGAACACUACGAAAGAGGAUCUUGCCCGUACCGUAGACAUCGAGAAUGAACAUCUUGAAGAGCAUGUCGACUUAGAAAGCGGACAACUGUUUGUGAACCAUGACGCCAUUUCUGUAUUAACACCGGUUCAACUUCUAAGUAAGCCAGGGGUCGAACAAGAUACUAUCACAACUUCAGGCAGUACGGCUACACCCCGAUCAUCAGCAUCCUUGUUUAGUGAUCACGUCGCUUUAACAAACAAGGUAGUGAUUUCGUCAAUCGGUGCACCGCAGGCCGACGAACAAGUACCAAGUAGUGGCACCGCGACAGUCAUUGCCACAUCCUCAUCCGGCGACGAAGAUGCAGAACCAGAUAAGACAACGCAGCAGGGCGUCCUGAAAAAUACUACUCACUUAUGCGAGGCGCCUGAGGUGAAAACUGUCAGGAAGGUGGCAUCGUCUUCCCAAGGGCAUCAAACAGUGCAGCACUUCGGACUGGCUGAUGGAACAACUACGAGCGAAAAUGUGUCCGCGCAGACGAGCAAGGAAAGCACGGGGCCUUUCAGCUCCACUGCGAUUGCACUCGCGAAUGCGCAUGCGGGGCAUGAUAAACCGACUUCAUUAACAUCAUCUUCGAAAGCAACAACUGCAAGCGCGAAAACAGGAAAGAUGAGUGACAAGCUAGUGGCCUCUUCAUCUUCUACAACAGCCGCUUCCCAAGGUUCGAGCAAAAAAAGUGAAGUCAGCAAACCCAAACGCGACGAGGAAUACUACAAGGAUGGGCCUCGGGAUAUGGUAGAAGUGUCGCUGUAUCGUAGACCUGCAUUUCGACGUAAGUGGACACGCGAGGUCCGCAGGUUCAUGUACCACCUGGAGGUUGGCUUCGUAAUGUCCUGGUGCCUUUGCGGAACGCUUCUGGUUUCGAUGGUACUAUUUCUGGCACAUGCCUCUCAUCCGUUCGACAUUGCGAAGGAGUCCACUGCGAACACGGUGUACGCGACCCAAUGGAUAUCACUCGCUUGCAUUUGUCUUUGGCCUGCACUUCACCUCACACCACUGGCGCUCCUGUGUGGAUAGCCUUCUUGUUUCUCCUUUUGUUGAUCCGUCUUCGAGGUGCAUCGAGGAUCCCUUCGUUGCUCAUUAGAAAUCCAGAUGACAAGGACGAAAGAAAGACUAGCAUCACUGAGUCAUCUUCAAGCUUGUCGUGUAAUCAUGUGAAUGUGCAUAGAAGACGAAUUAACUACUAGAGUAGAAUUAUUACGCGCAAUGUACUAGGUAGAGGUAGUUGUAGUCCUCGUAGGUACCUACUCACAAUCACAUUUGCUUUUACAUGCAGCGGAAACAGCUCAGUAGUAUCAGUAACAUUCCAAGAAUUCGAAUUAUACAAGAAGGGAGCUGUCUUCUUCUUCUUCUUACAAUCAUUUAUGAACAUGGUCAUGGAGCAACAUUAUUAUGGGCAGCUUGAGUAGGUGUGGUACGUUGUUCUUGAAAUGUCAUAAUAUUUAUCAGAGAGGUACAAGAAGUGGUAGUACCACUACACGUCUUCCAGUAAGCGGAUGGAGUGCAAGUAGAAGUAGUAUCUUCUCACAUGAAGAAGUUAGAAACAAGUUGUACAUCACCUGUUGCAGAAGUAGUUAACCCCUGAAAAAAAUGUUCCCACUACAAUAGGCACACUACUAUUGCAAGGCACUCAGACUCAACAUAUGAUCUGCUACUACGAAUAUACUUUCCCAAACGAAGGAAUGAAUUACAGCCCAAGCGCUUUGGUAGCCCCGCUGCGCUGCAUAGCCGUGAAUCAUCAAAAAAGUGCUCUUAUAAUUGGAAUCCCAUGGCCAUGCCACACUUCUGCACAAAAUCUUCUUUAAUAGGGAGGUGGUAUUAACCCUGUCUAUCAGAUUCAAGCAAUAAAUAAUCAACAGUUGACUUUGACUUUGAGCAGUAGGCAAAGUGUCCUAUUCCGUUGAUUCAGCGCCCUCGUCUUUUCAAUUGACGAAAUAACAAAUAGAAAUACGUAGCCAGGACCUAGUCAAAGUCAUCCGCAGCAUGCAUGAGUACUGCGCCUUCAGAAUGUUGUAUCACGCGAUUGACUCGUCUAACAGUAGUCUUGAAAAAUUGCACGAUCAUAUUUCUCCUGCAAGAACAAGAACCCUAAGACCUGUGGAUCUACGAUUAUUGAAAUGAUAUUACUUCGAUUUAUUUAUUUGUUGAUGUUGUUGUUGUACCCACGAGCUCCUCAAGGAACAUAUUUAUCUGAAAUAUCAAUGUGCGACUCCCGUCCCGAAGCAU